UUGUGUAUGCAUCAUCAACCGUACUGGCAAGCUGAACUGUCAGCUGCUGCACAAGCCUUCAGCCGAGUACCAACCAACUCCACACAGGCACCCGGAAGGCACCAAAGUCAAUUUAAGAAGACAACAUGAACCGCUUUAGGACUUCAAAAUUUAAAAACACAACUCCCAAGAUCGCCAAGACAGAGGAAUGGAUCGGCAAUGUUCAUGGCGGUUCCAUCUUCAGCCAGGGAAACCACAUCAAAGCAAGCUCCAAACUGGUGGUUUUUAGUACAGACCAGGCUGGGGGAGGUAUGCUGGGCUUGUCUUCAGUCAAACCUGGGACAGAUGGCCAGUGGAGAGUGACACAUAUUUCCUGUCAUUCAGAACUGGUGUGUGAUAUGGAUUUCUCCCCAUUUGACGAGUGCCUGCUUGUGACAUGUUCUGGAGAUGAAACUGCAAAGCUGUGGUGUCUGUGUGAUCCGGAGUUGGAGCAGCCGUCUGAACCAGAGCUGACCUUACAUCCAGGACAGGGCAAACUGGAACUGGUGCUGUUUCAUCCCACCUCAUCUGGGCUUCUGGCGUUAGGGGCCACCAACUCGCUGCUCCUUUGGGACACCAGUCGCCAAGAUGCCCCUCUAGCAGUUCUGGAGAAUCACAGCGAUCAACUGCAGAGUUUGAGCUGGAAACAAGAUGGUUCACUGCUGGCUUCCUCCUGUAAGGAUAAGAUGCUGAGAGUAUUUGACCCCAGAGCCCAGCUGACUGCGGUUCAGAGUACUAAGGGACUUCAGAACAACAAAGACUCCCGGAUUCUGUGGACCAAAGAAGAUCUCCUGCUGACGACUGGUUUUGAUAUGAUGCGUAGCCGUGAAGUGAGACUCUGGGACAGCCGGAAACUGACCUCCUCCAUCAGCUCUUUGUCGCUCGGGACAUCCAAAGGGACGGUGAUGCCACUGUUUGAUGAUGACACUGGGCUUCUCAUUCUGGCUGGCAUGGCAGACACUGUGAUCGACUGCUUUGAAGUUUCUACCUCUGAGCCUGUGCUUACUCAAGUGAGCCACUGUCUCACCGAGGCAUCCACUCGAGGCGUUUGCAUGGUGCCCAAAUUUGAACUGGACGUCAUGUCAUGUGAAGUUAUGCGUAUUCUCCAGCUUACAGACAACCACAUUGUGCCAAUCAGCUAUCAAGUCCCUCGUAAGAAUUCAGGCAAUGACUUCCAUGCAGAUCUGUACCCAGACACAGUAGGUACAACCGCUGCUAUGUCUGCUGAUGAGUGGUGGCAAGGAGGAAACAAGCAGGUGGAAAAAGUAAGCCUUAAUCCAGAGAAACGACCCAAAACUCAGACAACCAAUCAGAUAACAGCAAAGAAGGAAGUGGCCAGCAGUAAAAUCAAGGAUGAUCUGGCGCGUGGUUGCUCCACCUCCAGUAGCCCUCUGAGUACCCCCAGUAGCAGCGCAGUCCCGUCCCGCUCGCCCUCCUCCACCUCGGGCCUCUCCUCUGGCUUCGGCCCCAGUCCUAGUCCCAGCCAGAGUGCCAAGGCCAUCCAUAACCUGCUUGGUCCUAGCACAAAGUUCCGUCACAUUCAGGGGUCUGUGAUGCAUCGGGACUCUCACAUCACCAACAUCAAAGGAAUCAACCUGACCACCCCCGGAGAGUGUGACGGCUUCUGCGUCAACAGCAAACUUGUGGCUGUUCCUCUGGCUACCUCUGGAGGGCAGAUUGGUGUCUUUGAGCGUUCGAAGCCUGGCAGACAACCGGAUACAAAUGUGCCCACCAUUCAGAACUCUGUGAAUGUGGCUGACCUCUGCUGGGACCCCUUCAACACACAUUGCCUGGCUGUUGCUGGAGACGAUGCCAAGAUCCGUGUGUGGCUGGUACCAGAGGGGGGCCUUGUUGAGACCCUGACUGAGCCUGAGCUCAUUCUUCAAGGCCACACAGAGAAGAUUUAUUCCAUCAAGUUCCACCCUCUGGCCAGUGGGCUUUUGGUGUCCUCGUCUUAUGAUCUCACAGUGAGACUGUGGAACCUGGAAAGUGGAGAAGAAGUCAAAGUCCUGUCUGGACACGAGGACCAGGUGUUUGGCAUGGCGUGGAGUCCAGAUGGCAAGCUUUUGGCCACAGUCUGUAAAGAUGGGAAAGUUAGAAUCUAUGAUCCCCGCAAGUCAGCUACACCUGUGCAGGAGGGUCCUGGUCCUGAAGGGCACAGAGGGGCUCGUAUCGUGUGGGUGUGUGAGGGCAAGUACCUGCUGGUGUCUGGAUUUAACAGCCAAAGUCAGAGAGGCCUGUACUUGUACUCUGUUGGCUCUUUGUCAUCUGGAGCUGUGAGCAACGUGAAUGUGGACGUCGCUCCCUCAAUUCUCAUCCCAUUUUAUGACCCCGACACCAGCCUGGCCAUCCUCACUGGAAAAGGUGACACUCGAGUUCACAUUUAUGAGCUUGUUCCUGAAAGUCCAUAUUUCAUUGAGUGUAGCAACUUUAACACUCCUGAGCCUCACAAGGGCUUGACUUUUCUGCCCAAGACUGCUUGCAAUGUCCAAGAGGUGGAGAUAGCAGUGGCGCUGAUGCUCACCAAGACCACCAUAGAGCCUGUCGCCUUCAAAGUCCCACGGGUUAAGAAAGAAUUUUUCCAAGACGAUGUGUACCCAGAAACAGCUAUUUGUUGGGAACCAGCUCUGACGGGCUCGGCUUGGCUCGCUGGCUGCAAUGGUCAACACAAGAGGAUGAGCCUGAAGCCUAAAGACAUGACUCCAGUGAGUGAAGCGCCCAAAGAGGCACCAGUGAGGAAGUAUAUGCCGUCUUCAUAUUACCUGGAGGAGAAAACCGAUGAACAAAAGAAAGAGGAGCUGCUCAGUGCUAUGGUGGCUAAACUUGGAAACUUGGAUGACCCUCUGCCCCAGGAAGCUUUCGAAGGAGUUGAUGAUGAUGAGUGGGAUGACUAGAUGAGAAAUGUCCUUGCCUUUUUGUAUUGGUGCCAACUGGAGAGACCUGGAGAAGUCUAAUGUUGCCACUUAUCUAUAUGACUGUGCCACCAAAAUGUCACAUGGAAGAAUACUGUUCAAUGUGAAUCACCACUGUCACAGCAGAGAUCCUUUGGGUGUAAUUGUGCACAUGUUUUGAUAUGAGGAAAAUAAUGUUUACCUUGUUGUCAGAUUGCAUGAAACUGGAAGUAUACGUUGGGUGACAUAUUUUUAAUAGUUGGGAAAAAUCUGUCUUAUGUGAAUCGAAAUUUUAGUGGUACAUUGUCUUUGGAUAUCACAAAAGCACAAAUAAUUUUUCACUUUUUUAACAACUUGUAUGUUAUAAAAAUCAUGUUUUUUAUUAAUGUAUUGUAAAUCAGGACUCAUGGUAACUACAUUUGAGUAAGCCCUUUAUAAUCUCUGAAAUUUGCAUGGAUAACUUGCCUAUUGUCUUGACAGGCCUUUGCACAUGCUACCUGACCACACACAUGUGUCUUGAAACUAUGUCUGUACAUAAAGACCAAUACAGAGAGGACAACACACAUGAAAUCUGUCUUCCUGUUCGGUUACACAGGGCACACACUCUCUCCUGAACUGCUGUAAUGCAAAAACUACACUGAGAAUACAACAGGGUCACCAUUGUUUUACCAUGAACUGCCAUAAAGUUAGAUGUUUCUGCCAAUUUUACUUACUGUACAUUUUAGUAUUUCCAUUUUUUAUAUUUUUUCUACUAUUCAAAUUUGUAUGGAUUAAAAAAACAGUGAUGUUUUAGAGGCCUUUAGGAAUUGUUGAUUAGUUAUGCUUUGAAAACAUUCUUUCUGUAGAAUUAUUUUCAUUUUAUGGUUUUGUAAUGUAAUUGUAGAUGGUCAGUAUCAGUGAUGACUCCACUCCACACUCCACCUAAUCUCACUAUCCCAGGCAUUAACCAAAUGGCAUUGUACUGUAAAAUUGACCACAUGUGGCCAUGCACAAUCAUGCAUAUCAUGUUUACACAAAGUGCAGGUGGAUGUUUGAUGUUUGUUCUUGGUAUUCCAAAUUGCAAUAUAGUGGUGUUUAUUGGAUUUUAACUGGAAUUUGUGGUUUAAAAUAAUUUUAUAAUGUGCUUGUUUUUCAUUAUUAUACUGCAUUAAAACUAAUUUUAAUCUC
This is a messenger RNA of Periophthalmus magnuspinnatus, 4076 nucleotides long. RefSeq names its product mitochondrial import inner membrane translocase subunit TIM16-like. Gene Ontology annotation, molecular function: protein binding. The transcript has 28 exons. Gene Ontology annotation, biological process: protein import into mitochondrial matrix. Lineage: Eukaryota; Metazoa; Chordata; Actinopteri; Gobiiformes; Gobiidae. Gene Ontology annotation, cellular component: TIM23 mitochondrial import inner membrane translocase complex. The record is from RefSeq and is a predicted model, not a curated record. Bases 126 to 2912 code for a protein of 928 amino acids.